Messenger RNA from Brassica oleracea var. oleracea, 540 nucleotides. RefSeq lists its product as uncharacterized. Bases 1 to 540 code for a protein of 179 amino acids. NCBI's taxonomy places the organism in Eukaryota, Viridiplantae, Streptophyta, Magnoliopsida, Brassicales, Brassicaceae. The transcript is spliced from 2 exons. The record is from RefSeq and is a predicted model, not a curated record.
AUGAGACAAGAUUACAGCUACAGUCAGUCCUCUUCAUCAUCAGAGUCUCUAGACAUAACCUCCCUUCUUGAAGCCGAAUGUCAGAUUUACGGGGAUGAAGCUGACAGUAGCUACUGCAAUUCAUUGCCGGUUCAGUACCCACGUCAACCAGAGGCUGAUGAUGGAAUCCCCACGACAUGUUACUGUGGAGCUCAGCCUGUUCUCGGAUGCUCUUACACUUCUAAAAAUCUAUACAGAAGGUACUUUACGUGCGACAAUGCUGAUGAUGGAGACUGCCACGUUUGGAAAUGGUGGGAAGUGGCAGUAAUGGAGGAGAUGAUGGAGUUUCAGAGACAACUUAGGGAUCUUAAGGUCCAAGGUUAUGAGAGUGAGCAGAAGGUCCUUCACCUUGAGAAGACGGUACAUGAGCUUUCCAAGAACAAAUCAGAAGUUAAGCUAACGGUCUGUCUGUUAGUUUUAAUAGGUUUGGUGUUAUUGAUUGUGCGAGGAAUCAUUGGAAAGGUUUCAAAGGAGAGUGGCGGUCCUCAAGAUUUUCUGUAA